Molecule: messenger RNA, 7555 nt
Organism: Salvelinus fontinalis (brook trout)
Lineage: Eukaryota; Metazoa; Chordata; Actinopteri; Salmoniformes; Salmonidae
Product: integrin beta-5-like
Exons: 15
Coding region: 587-3004 (805 amino acids)
Biological process (GO): cell-matrix adhesion; cell migration; integrin-mediated signaling pathway
Cellular component (GO): integrin complex; cell surface; focal adhesion
Molecular function (GO): integrin binding
Source: RefSeq, a predicted model, not a curated record
UCAACCCACCAGCGGCAAGUGGGCGGAGACUCUAACUGGCAACGCGUUGAUCACAGCAGGGGACUGAAGAACAAACUUGUUAGGUAAGGGGUAAGCUAUUCUAGUGAGCUGGAAUUCUAUUCUACAUUUAGGCCAAACUUGUACCUACGUUUCACUUUAUCAAGGGAAUUGUUACACACCAAAUACGGGUUUAUAACCGAUGGAAAAGUAUUGGAAAACAAGAACCAGGGAUGUCGGCUAUGGGUGAACUACGGACAACAUGAUAGGCUGGCUCUGCAUAACUAUUUGCAAAAAUCACAGCUCUUGACUCUGAACCCAGCAUUUAAAAAAUAUUGUUUUGUUUCUGUUAUGUGGAAUACUUCUGAGGGACAAUGAAUUGUAAUGUUUGUUUAGAGGCCGCGUAACAUUAUUGGCCCAAUUCGCUUUGCUGGAGUUUAAAUGUGACAAAGACUUGUUCACUACUCUGCACCGACGGGGAGGACAGAACGUGGAUCUAUCGAAAGGUUCGACUGUAGACUUUAGUGCCACAAACGUCCCAGAAAACUUAUCGAAACGAGACUUUUGAAUAACGUUCCAAUACGAGGAAAUGAUGUGGAACCCGUGGCGGCAGUUGUACCGUACAGCUCUUGGCUGCAUGAUUCUGGAAAUAUUUAUUCACAAUGUUGCACAAGGUCUGAAUGUGUGUAUGAGUGGCAGCGCUAUGUCUUGUGAAGAAUGCCUCAUCAUCCAUCCAAGCUGUGCCUGGUGUGCGCAAGAGAAGUUUGGCAGUGCGAGGACCCUGACGUCGCGGUGUGACCUGCGUCAGAACCUGCAGAAGAGGGGCUGUGAAGCCCGUCAUAUGGAGAGUCCCAGUAGCAGCACCACGGUAGUGAAGAGCGAACCCCUCAGCUCCAAAGGCUCCGGGCCUACCCAGUAUGAUGUCAUCCAGAUCAUGCCCCAGAAGAUCUCCCUCAGUCUCCGACCAGGUGACCAGACAUCGUUCAAAGUGCAGGUGCGUCAAGUGGAGGACUACCCAGUGGACCUGUACUACCUGAUGGACCUGUCUCUGUCCAUGAAGGACGACCUGGACACCAUCAGGAACCUGGGCACCAAACUGGCUGAUGAGAUGAGGAAACUCACCAGCAACUUUAGACUGGGCUUCGGAUCCUUUGUCGACAAGAACAUGUCCCCCUUCUCCUACACGGCCCGCAAGUACCAGGACAACCCCUGCAAUGGAUACAAACUGUUCCCCAGCUGUGUCCCCUCCUUCGGGUUUCGCCACCUCCUCUCCUUGACUGACAAAGUGGAUCGCUUCAACGAGGAAGUACAGAAACAGAUGGUGUCUCGCAACAGAGACGCUCCGGAGGGAGGCUUCGAUGCCAUCCUGCAGGCUGCCGUCUGUAAGGAGAGGAUAGGCUGGAGGAAGGAGGCCUUCCACCUGCUGGUGUUUGCCACAGACGAUGUGCCUCACCUGGCCUUGGACGGUAAGCUGGGGGGGCUGGUCCAGCCCCAUGAUGGGGAGUGCCACAUGAAUGAGAAGAAUGAGUACAGUGGCUCCACCAACAUGGACUACCCCUCUCUGGCUCUACUGGGAGAGAAGCUGGCUGCAAACAACAUCUAUCUCAUCUUCGCUGUGACAAAAAGGCUCUAUGUCAUUUACAAGAAUUUUACAGCACUGAUACCUGGAACCACAGUGGAGAUUCUGGAUCAGGACUCCAAGAACAUCAUACAACUCAUUGUUAACGCCUACAAUAACAUCCGGUCCAAGGUGGAGCUGACCGUGUGGGAUCAACCUGAAGACCUCAGUCUGUCCUUCACUGCCACCUGUCAGGACGGACAGCCUCUCCCAGGCCUCAGGAAGUGUGCCGACCUCAAGAUUGGAGACACGGUGUCCUUCAACGUGAGUGUAGAUGCCAGAGGCUGCCCCGCUCCAGGUACCCAGCAGAGCUUCACCAUCAAGCCUGUGGGCUUCAAGGAUCGUCUGGAGGUGUCUGUGGACUACCGCUGUGACUGUGGCUGCACCAACCAGACCCAGGCUAACAGUACCCACUGCAGCUCCAUUGGCCAGUACACUUGUGGUAUCUGCCGCUGUGACCCGGGCUACCUGGGUGCCCGCUGUGAGUGCCAGGAGGGUGAGGCUGGCAGCAUGUACCUGAGCGCCUGCAGGCAGGCUGAGGGGAUGCAGAUCUGUGGUGGGAGAGGGGAGUGCAGCUGUAACCAGUGCCUCUGCUAUGAUUCAGAGUUCGGGAAAAUCUACGGGAGCUUCUGCGAGUGUGACGACUUCUCCUGCGCCCGACACAAGGGCAUCCUGUGCUCGGGUCACGGAGAGUGCCACUGUGGAGAGUGUAAGUGCCAUGCGGACUAUAUCGGGGACAACUGUAACUGUUCCACUGACACCUCAUCCUGUGUGUCUGAUGACGGGCAGAUCUGCAGCGGGCGGGGCAGCUGUGCGUGCGGGCGCUGCCAGUGCACUGAACCAGGGGCCUUUGGGGACACCUGCGAGAAAUGCCCCACCUGCCCUGAUGCCUGUGGCACCAAGAGGGAAUGCAUCGAAUGCCGGCUUUUCAGCUCUGGAAGACUGUCCGACAACCAGACCUGCCAGCGGCUAUGCAAGGAUGAGAUCAUCACCGUGGAAACGCUUAAAACAGACGACCCCAACGCUGUCCUCUGCCUGUACAAGACGGAGAACGAAUGUGUGAUGAAGUUCACGUACUCUGAACACGCCAACGGCAUGUCAGUCCUCACAGCUCUCAAAGAGCCAGAGUGUGGCGCAGCGCCGGACGCCAUGACGGUUCUCCUGGCGGUGGUGGGCAGUAUCCUACUGGUGGGCAUCGUGCUGCUAGCCAUCUGGAAGCUGGUCAUCACCGUGCACGACCGCAGAGAGUUCGCCCGCUUCCAAAGCGCACGCUCCCGCGCACGAUAUGAGAUGGCCUCCAACCCUGUGUACAAGCAGCCCAUCUCCAACGACUAUGUAGAAACCGAUUUCACUAUGUACAGCAAGUCUUACAACGGAGCAGCCCACUGACCUCCUCCACACGUGGUGUUGGUGUGGCGGGGGGCACGGCAGGACCGGUCCAAGUAGAGAACCAAGAGGGUUGGGAAAUGAAGAAAUGAACUCAACCAUCUAUCUGAUCUGCCAAAGACUUAUGACGGACUGAAACAGAAGUGAAAAUAGUAGUCUGGAUUGUUUCUGGGGAACCUGUGGCCUUUUCUCUCCCUGACUGAGAAGGGAAAUUACCCACUGCCAUGACGUGAUGAGAUGUGAGUGAAAGCUCUGGUCUGCCCUGUGUGAUUUACUGAGCUCUGGUCUGCCCUGUGUGAUUUACUGAUGUCAGUAGAAUACAGCCCAGAGGACGAGCAACAACAUUCAUGGACUCUUGGUCUGGAACUUGUUUAAAGAAGACAAAGAUAAUAAUAUGUGCUCCUCCGAGUCUUUUCUUCAACUAACAAGCAGAUGUUAUAUAAACAAAAUGGACUUCGUAGACAGAACAAUGAAACCAUGUCUGUCACUGACAAUUUGAGUGAAUUUACCAACUUUUAAGUACAUAAACCAUAACUCCUCCUUCAUAUAAGCAGCAAUAUAUACAUUGUACAGACAGACAAGGCAUCAACUUACAUUUUAGUUUUUUUUACUCUGAAAAAUGCCUUUCCUGACAGUCAACUAUGCAUCCUCCUUCAUAACAAGUGGAAAUAUUCAAUAAUGUAACGUUACAUCAGCAGGAGUCGUUCAGGUUCAUGACAUAAAAAGAGCACAUCUUUUUGGGUGACGAUGACGUUGACAUCAUGGUACUAAACAUUAAAAGAGCACUAGUUUUCUUAUCCUUGUUUUACACGACAGAUGAUGAUGUUAUUAGGAGAGUCUCAUAAAGUGACUAAGAAUCUCUCUAUUCUCAUUGUGUUGUUGUUACACGCCAUUUGCACUCUAGUCUUGAUCUGUUUAGUUAGCCUGGACCCAGAUCUGUUUGGGCUGUAUCCAACCCCUAUGGUCAUUGUCAUUGCCAAACAAAUAGAUACAUUUGGAUAUAGCACUAAGAGAUUUGGCCCCAGGCUACUAUUAAGUAUGGCUGCAGUAACCCUGCUGUCAUGAUGUGAGGGUGGGUGGAUUGGUGGAGAGGCUGGUGAAGGACUCUUAGCUGUGUUGCCAUUGGACAUAACUCUCUCUCACCCGUUUCCACAGGAAGAGGCAGGACUUUAACAUGGCACUGGAGUAAUGAAAGUGCUUCAGUAUGAGUUGGGAGGGAUGACCCCUCGUCAAAUGUGUUCUGUGACCUUUUUUGUGAUGGUGAGCAGUGUGUGUGUGUGAGAGACAGACAAAGGGCGGAGAGAAGGAGUGUGUGAGUGCGUGUGAGAGUGUUUGAGACAAAGGGGGGAGAGAGAGAGAGAGUGUUUGAGACGGGGAGAGAGUGAGUUUGAGACGGGGAGAGAGUGAGUUUGAGACGGGGAGAGAGUGAGUUUGAGACGGGGAGAGCGAGAGAGAGAAAGAGAGUGUGUUUGAGAGAGGGAGAGAGUGUUUGAGACAAAGGGAGAGAGAGAGUGUGUUUGAGAGAGGGAGAGAGUGUUUGAGACAAAGGGAGAGAGAGAGUGUGUUUGAGAGUGUGUUUGAGACAGGGGGAGAGAGAGUGUGUUUGAGAGAGUGUUUGAGACAGGGGGAGAGAGAGAGUGUGUUUGAGAGUGUGUUUGAGACAGGGGGAGAGAGAGAGUGUGUUUGAGAGUGUGUUUGAGACAGGGGGAGAGAGAGAGUGUGUUUGAGACAGGGGGAGAGAGAGAGUGUGUUUGAGACAGGGGGAGAGAGAGUGUGUUUGAGAGAGUGUUUGAGACAGGGGGAGAGAGAGUGUGUUUGAGACAGGGGGAGAGAGAGUGUGUUUGAGACAGGGGGAGAGAGAGAGUGUGUUUGAGACAGGGGGAGAGAGAGAGUGUGUUUGAGACAGGGGGAGAGAGAGAGUGUGUUUGAGACAGGGGGAGAGAGAGUGUGUUUGAGACAGGGGGAGAGAGAGUGUGUGUUUGAGACAGGGGGAGAGAGAGAGUGUGUUUGAGACAGGGGGAGAGAGAGUGUGUUUGAGAGUGUGUUUGAGACAGGGGGAGAGAGAGAGUGUGUUUGAGACAGGGGGAGAGAGAGAGUGUGUUUGAGACAGGGGGAGAGAGAGUGUGUGUUUGAGACAGGGGGAGAGAGAGUGUGUUUGAGACAGGGGGAGAGAGAGUGUGUGUUUGAGACAGGGGGAGAGAGAGUGUGUUUGAGACAGGGGGAGAGAGAGUGUGUUUGAGACAGGGGGAGAGAGAGAGUGUGUUUGAGAGAGUGUUUGAGAGAGGGAGAGAGUGUUUGAGACAGGGGGAGAGAGAGAGUGUGUUUGAGACAGGGGGAGAGAGAGAGUGUGUUUGAGACAGGGGGAGAGAGAGAGUGUGUUUGAGACAGGGGGAGAGAGAGAGUGUGUUUGAGACAGGGGGAGAGAGAGUGUGUUUGAGACAGGGGGAGAGAGAGUGUGUUUGAGACAGGGGGAGAGAGUGUGUGUUUGAGACAGGGAGAGAGAGAGUGUGUUUGAGACAGGGGGAGAGAGAGUGUGUUUGAGACAGGGGGAGAGAGAGAGUGUGUUUGAGACAGGGGGAGAGAGAGAGUGUGGAUGCGCCAAAUGUAAUAAGAGUCACAUAAUAACUGUCUCACCGUUGCUUUGUGCUUACUUGUGUCUUGGCACCCUGUGGGGAAAUGCAUUAGCCCAGACCUUUGUGAGUUCAACAGUAAAAUGUACAUUCUCCAGCAUCCUUCCUAUACAGCAUUGAUAAUUCACCAAUAGAGACCAGUAGAUUUACAACACUACUACAUGUACACGUCAUUCUGCACACAGAGCAGGAAUACAGAAGACAGCAAUAAAUGGAUGACAUAAAAGCAAACGUAUAGCCCACUUAUUUGACGUUUACUCCCUGUGGUGACCCUCUUGCAAUUUUUUGCCUGUGCAGUUUCACCUGUGCAGCAAUCGUGAAAUUAUACAUUUUGAAAUAACAAAAAUGAACAGCCGGUCUGUAGUUGUUUUUUAAGGAAAUUAACUGUAAGUGGUGGAGGGUGACACCAAACAUUAACUAAGAAAGGCAUGAAUUAAUUGGGGGUGUUGCACUGAACCUCAGGUGACAGGGCUGCUGUGUCUGUGUGGCUCUGAACCUCAGGUGACAGGGCAGCUGUGUCUGUGUGUGGCUCUGAUCCUCAGGUGACAGGGCUGCUGUGUCUGUGUGGCUCUGAACCUCAGGUGACAGGGCUGCUGUGUCUGUGUGGCUCUGAACCUCAGGUGACAGGGCUGCUGUGUCUAUGUGUGUGUGUGUUCAAACAUCUGUUCUCCUUCAUAACCAAUAAGCAGAAGUCCAUCAUCCUCGUGUAUGGUCCUCUGAUCAUAUAGAAACAGAUGAAAGGUGAUCUGGUCUCUCUUUGAUUCUGUCAUUUACACCUCCCUAACAUAGCUCAUCUACACCUUCCUAACGUAGCUCAUCUACACCUCCCUAACGUAGCUCAUCUACACCUCCCUAACGUAGCUCAUCUCCACCUCCCUAACGUAGCUCGUCUCAACCUCCCUAACGUAGCUCAUCUCCACCUCCCUAACGUAGCUCAUCUCCACCUCCCUAACGUAGCUCAUCUCCACCUCCCUAACGUAGCUCAUCUCCACCUCCCUAACGUAGAAAUAUCUUCCUAACAUAGCAGGCGUUAAAGAAACAUCUUCCUAACAUAGCAGGCGUUAAAGAAACAUCUUCCUAACAUAGCAGGCGUUAAAGAAACAUCUUCCUAACCUAACAUAGCAGGCGUUAAAGAAACAUCUUCCUAACAUAGCAGGCGUUAAAGAAACAUCUUCCUAACAUAGCAGGCGUUAAAGAAACAUCUUCCUAACAUAGCAGGCGUUAAAGAAACAUCUUCCUAACAUAGCAGGCGUUAAAGAAACAUCUUCCUAACAUAGCAGGCGUUAAAGAAACAUCUUCCUAACCUAACAUAGCAGGCGUUAAAGAAACAUCUUCCUAACAUAGCAGGCGUUAAAGAAACAUCUUCCUAACCUAACAUAGCAGGCGUUAAAGAAACAUCUUCCUAACAUAGCAGGCGUUAAAGAAACAUCUUCCUAACAUAGCAGGCGUUAAAGAAACAUCUUCCUAACAUAGCAGGCGUUAAAGAAACAUCUUCCUAACAUAGCAGGCGUUAAAGAAACAUCUUCCUAACAUAGCAGGCGUUAAAGAAACAUCUUCCUAACAUAGCAGGCGUUAAAGAAACAUCUUCCUAACAUAGCAGGCGUUAAAGAAACAUCUUCCUAACAUAGCAGGCGUUAAAGAAACAUCUUCCUAACAUAGCAGGCGUUAAAGAAACAUCUUCCUAACAUAGCAGGCGUUAAAGAAACAUCUUCCUAACAUAGCAGGCGUUAAAGAAACACCUCCCUGGUUUCCCAGCACUCUGCUGUCGACAAUGACGACCAUCACCAUGUGCUUCUCUCCUCAGCUAAACCAGUUAUGUAUUAGUUGCAUAAAUUCAGCAUAUUUUCCGAGUUCAAAUGACCUGUAAAUAAGACUCAUAGAAUAAGUAACAACCCAAAUUAAUGUCAAUAAACACAUGGAAAUA